Dentiscutata erythropus is the source of this 357-nucleotide messenger RNA. The record is from the annotation of a GenBank genome assembly. Lineage: Eukaryota; Fungi; Glomeromycota; Glomeromycetes; Diversisporales; Gigasporaceae.
AUGUGCAAUAAAGAAAUCUCAACAAAAGUGUCACCAGGUUUGCUGAAUGAUUAUAAUCCGUUUAUAGAAUUUUACGUGAACAAUAAAGAAAUCUCAACAGAAGUGUCUCCAGGCUUGCCGGAUAAUUAUAAUCCGUUUAUAGAAUUUCACGUGAACAACAUUCAACGUCCAGUUUUACCCACCUCCAGACGUGAACAACAUAGCCAGCGUAGGCAACGACAUGAUUCUAGAGAGAUUAAUUUGGAUAUAAAUCAAAAAUAUGAUGACACGAAGUGGGAAUAUAUUUUUCUACAUUCUGUAAAUUAUAUUGAUAAAUGGUAUCCAUAUAUGAAUGAAUCAAAAAGUAACUUUAGUUAA